Molecule: messenger RNA, 1855 nt
Organism: Mya arenaria
Lineage: Eukaryota; Metazoa; Mollusca; Bivalvia; Myida; Myidae
Exons: 11
Coding region: 74-1783 (569 amino acids)
Source: RefSeq, a predicted model, not a curated record
UUCGUCGCUACAAAACUUGAUUUGAACUGGAAAGCGCCUCGGUCAUUUUAGAUGUUGAUAUAAACAUAGCUAGAUGCCGUCCAUAAGACUCCUUGUUUUGGCGUGUGUGAUCCCCCUGGCGUUGGGGUUUAAGGAACUAAAGCACGUUUCCUACACUCAACUGCCCACAAGCAUCUCGUCGGCUGGCGCUGAACUGUUUCAAGGCAUCGAGAAAGGCACGGCAGACGCCGCAGCAUACGACUGGGUCAACCAUGUUCUCUACGUCGUAGGCAGGACGAGUCACUUGAUGCAUGUCAUUGACCUUACGGACCCAGCCAACCCCGUCCGUCUCUUCAUUCAUCAGUUCACCAGGGGAGAAGGCUUCCCUAACGACAUCGACAUCUGCGGCGGUGAGAUAGCUGUUGCACUGUCAGCCAACAGGGAGGUGAACGAGGGGCACGUGCGCUUCUAUCACACGUACACACGUGGGUCCGGUGCAACUGACGUCGUUUUAGAUGGAUACGUAACAGUUGGUCCUUACCCAAAGAGCAUCCGUUACACGGACGACUGUCAAUCUGUGAUUGUGGCCAAUGAGGGGAUUCCUGGAAAGGACGAGUUCAACACAUUUGUGAACCCCGAGGGCUCCGUCACCAUCAUCCACAACGAACGAACCGGCAACCCAGCCGUCCAGACCGUCGACUUCCGUAAAUACAACACCGAUGAUGCAGCUGCUUGGCCUUACCGGGUGCCAAGCAAAUACAUCCCGAUAAGACCUACCGUAGCUGAAGGCACGGAGCCGGAGGACGUGGUCGUGAGCAGCGAUGGCCGCACCGCCUGGGUCACUUUACUGGAAAAUGAUGCGAUCGCUGAAAUUUCCAUAACUGCUCAGGGACUUGGACUUGUAAACAACGCAGUACGUCUACCGAGAAAAGACUGGGCAUCAAAAAAAGUGGACACCAGCGAUCAAGACGGAGGCACGCACAGGCGGAUGUAUGCGGGACUCAAGUCACUGAGACAGCCGGGCAAGAUCGCUCGAUUGCGGAUCGACAACAAAGACUUCCUAAUCACCGCCGAUCAGGGGGGCGUGACGUCUUUCACUAAUGCUAAACACGGUUUUACAUGGACCGAUGCUACCACUGGCAAAAGCCUGGCCGCCAACAUAGACAACCCUGAAUUGAAGGCCAAUGCCAACGACGUUGGAUACCUGGGUCGACUCCAGGUGAGCAGCCUCGAGGGGAAGCUGUUCGACGGUAAGAACGCAGAGCUGGUGAUGUUCGGGGGCCGCGGUAUCUCCAUAUGGGACUCGAAAAACUUCGUAAGUCCCAUGUUCGACUCCGAAGGCAGUAUUGAGGAAUACACAGACAGCUUUUUCCACGAUAUCUUCAAUUGCGACUAUAUAGCCAGCACAGCAACGACCAAAUCUCCGGAUACUAACAAGGACACUACAUCAUAUCGACAGGGAGACUUUGUGUCGGGACUGGACGUGGCGGACGAUAACGGGACUGUGUACAUGGUGGUGGGUAUGUACGGUACGGGCUCUCUGAUAUUGUACGAGGUGGAUACAAGCGCAAAAGUGCCCAUUCCCAUGUUCCAGAACAUUGUCAGGACCGGUGGGGUCGAAGAUACAUGGUCCACACUCUACACAAACAAAAAGCUAGGGGACCUACACAUAUCAGACCUUGGGAUCAUAACGAGCGACCAGAGCCCGGUAGACCGGCCGCUGUUGUGGGUGGUCGGUGCAGGGUCCGGGUCAGUGUCGAUAUACAAUAUCACAGAAUCACUACCCGUCAUUCCAGGGAGAUAACGCACGAGUUCAGUUUUCCUAAGCAAACACAGUUCCUUUGUCUGUUGAUUGAAUACAUAAAAGUAAUGUGUU